UAAAAGACGCUUCUGUACAAACUCACUAUCAACGCUCUUAUCACGCCCUGCAACACGGAAAAGUAGGAAUUAGACGACUUGUUUACGAGUAUGGAGAGAGAGAUGAGUGAAGACAGGAAGCUGUGCGGUUUACUGAACGAGAUGCGAUUGGACGGGUCGCUGUGUGACGCGGUGCUCAGAGUGGACGAAGUGGACUUCAAUGUCCACAAGAACAUCCUCUCGGCGUACAGCCCGUAUUUCAGAGCUCUAUUCACAAGAUGUAGCAAUCUGGAUCAGAGAGUGUACAACAUCACUGGUGUAUCUCCAGAAAUCAUGGAUCUUAUAAUCCACUACAUGUACACGCAGGACAUUCAAGUCACCACCGAUAAAGUGGAGACUCUCUUGGAUGCAGCCAAUCACCUGCUCAUCCAUGACCUUGCACUUGAGCUGCUGUGAAUUCCUAAAGGAUCAUCUAAACCCGGAUAACUGCAUAAGGAUUUGGCAGUACGCUGACGCUAAUGCGUACUAUGAGCUGCGAGAUCAGGUCUACGUGUACACGUUGCAUCACUUUUAGGACAUCAUUUUUUCACAGUCUGGAAAAUUCCUAGAGCUGACCAUGGAGCAGCUCAGUGACAUCCUGGACAAUGAUGAGCUGAACAUCAAGGAGGAGAAAAUAGCCUUCCAAGCUGUAUUCCUGUGGAUCAGGCAUGAUCCCAGCGUCCGAAAGCAGCAAAUAGUGAACCUGCUGCUGAAGGUGAUGAACGGUUGCUUGUAUGUUAUUGGUGGCUGCAAUGAUGAAGGCACAACCUCCAGAUGCGAGUACUACGAUGUGUAUAAAGAUGAGUGGUGGAUCUGGGGUUAUGUAGUUAAGUUUAUCCUAGAAACUUUGUGUGUAUAUUUAUUUUAUUAAACUCAACCCCAGGAUAAAUGUGAUGUUAUGAUGAUAAGUAAACACAGAAACACCAGAAACAUGACAAAAGUUUGAUUUCCUGCAGGUUCAAGAUCCAGAACAUGAACAGUUGCCACAGUGCGGUCAGCUGCUGUGUGGUUUCUGCGCUUCCCAACGUCACAGACUACACCACAAAACGUGAUCUUUUUCUCUAGAUGCACAGCUUUUAUUAUCAAAUAUUU
Messenger RNA from Tachysurus vachellii, 1110 nucleotides. Its product is annotated as kelch-like protein 10. The record is from RefSeq and is a predicted model, not a curated record. Gene Ontology annotation, molecular function: protein binding. The coding region runs from base 91 to 435 and encodes 114 amino acids. The transcript is spliced from 3 exons. Lineage: Eukaryota; Metazoa; Chordata; Actinopteri; Siluriformes; Bagridae.